AUGAAUUCAAUAUUAGUUAAAACUAAUGAUAAACACACAAUUAAUACCAAAGGGGGAAAUAAUCAGAAUUUAAUUAUUGCUGAUACGUCUUCUUGUGGAAUUAAUGAUUCAUUAAGUGUAAUAGAAGCUGAUGGAAUUUGCACUAUUGGUUAUUCAACACCAACUGGAAUGAAGUGUAAGAAGUGUAGGUAUGGAUUUAAUUCUGAUGGAAGUUGUAUUGUUGUGUCAUCAACAGAUGUUCAUAACUGUAUAAUUAUUUCUCCUAAUGGUAAGUACUGUUUAAGGUGUAACACUGGGUUUUAUAUAGAAAAUGGGAAUUGUCUUCCUUGUGGACAAAAUUGUCUAACGUGUGAUUCAAGUCAAUGCUUUAUUUGUGAAGACAAUUACAUAAAUGAUAAAUCAGAUGAAAAAAAUUGUAUUCAAAAUUUUACAGUAUGCUCUUUCUCAAAGAAUAAUAUUUGUUUGAAAUGUCCUCAAGGGAAGAUGAUAGACAGUGAUCAUACAGGUUGUUCUACGUCAUGUGUGGAUGGUUGUUAUUCAUGUCAAGAUAAUACAAAUUGUGACAUUUGUAAUAUAAGUGCUAAUGCAAUUAAAAGUUCAACAACAUGUAGUGUUACUUCUAAUUCAAUUAAUGUAAGUAAUUCAGGAAUUAUUCAAUGUUUACCAGGAUAUUAUUUAUCAGAAACUUCUACAUGUACUUCAUGUAAUUCUGGUGAAUUACAUUGUAUGACUUGUUAUUCUGUUUCAAGUAACGUUGUUUGUAGUAGUUGUGCUGAUGGUUAUAUCAUGACAACUAGUGGAACGUGUGUUUCUAAAGAGUCAGUUUCAUGUAAGCAAGUAUCAAAAUCCACAUGUUUAAUUUGUGAUGAUUCAUCUAAAUAUUUUAAUGGAAAGGAUUGUGUUAGUGGAAUAGAACAUUGUUUAAAAACUAAUAAUGAUGGAACAUGUGUUGAGUGUUUGUUCUCAGAAUCAGCAGAAAAAUAUUAUUUAUUAACAACCACUGAUGGGAACACAAUAUGCUCAGAACAAAGUGAUGAGUUUUGUUCCUUAUAUACACAAAGUGUAUGUCGAAGUUGUAUUGACGGAUAUUACAAUAAUCAAAUCAAGUGUUUGCCAUGUAACGCCACUUGUUCUAAAUGUGUUAAUUCACAAAACUCAUGUUAUGAAUGUCAGUCUGGAUAUGUUCUUCAAGGUGAAUCAUGUGUUAUUUCUGAAACUACAAAUUGUAAGAUGAUGAUAACCAGUGAUGGUUCUCAACAAUGUGCUAUUUGUAAUGAUGGAUAUUAUAGAGAUGGAAAAGGAUGUACAAAAUGUAUUGAUAAUUGUGUUUCAUGUACAACUGCAAAUACAGGCAGUUGUUUAAAGUGCAUAGACAAUUAUUAUUUUGACAUAAAAACACAACAAUGUCUUUCAAUAAGUUUACUUUCUAAUUGUGAGACUACAAAUAGAUUUGGAUGUGAGGUAUGUGAAGAUGGAUAUUUCUUAAAUGGUUACACAUGUUUAUCUUGUGAUCAAACAACUAAUAACUGUAAGAGUUGUAAUAAACAAAAUGGAAGAUGUAAUCUAUGUAAUAAAGAUUUCAUUUUAGAUAGUGAUUAUAAGUGUAUUUAUUAUUCACAAUUCUCUCAUUGUGUUAGUGCUGAAAAUAAUGUUUGUAAUAAAUGUGAUUUCUGGUAUUCAGUUGAUGGAAAAGAGUGUAAGAGUUCACCAGUUUGGUGGGUUAUUGUAUUGGUGGUUAUUGGAGGAAUAAUAUUGGUAGUGAUAUUUAUCAUAAUAUUGUUAGUGUUUAUUAGAACUGUUAUGACUAAAAUUACAAAGUAUUCUCAAAAUAAAAAACAAGACUCAAAUACAAUUUUCGAUAUUAAAUAUUCAAAUUCACUUUGGACAAAAGCAGGCAAUUCAGACUCAAUCAUUGUUAACCAAAAAUUAAUUCAAUAUGAAGAAGAAAUGCUAGUUGCAUCAGAGAAUAGAGCAUUGUUUUGUAUUGGUAAUAUAUCUAAUAGUACAAAGAAAAUUCAAUUUACACAUAACAGUUUACAAGAAAUUUAUUUAAAUAUAAAAGUUAAUCCUGAGUGCGUCAUUUUACAAAAAGGUAAAGGAUGUGAAUUUGAAAUAAUGGUUAGUCCAUUAUGUAAUCUUACAAUAGACGAUACUCUUUCAUUUUUAAGUUAUGAUAUUAAAUCAAAUAAAACUGAAAUAUUUAAAAUUCCUCUUCAAGGAAAAACUCAAUACUCACCAAGACUUAAUCCAGAGGAAAUUAUUUCAGAGAAUGUUAUUGGAGAAGGAUCAUUUGGUGUUGUUUUUAAAGGAAAAUAUAGAGGAUCUACAGUUGUUAUUAAGAAAUUUAAAAAUAUGAGAGAUGAAUCAUUGAAGGAAUUUGAUAAAGAAGUUACAAUGUUAGAUAAGUUUAGGUGUGAUUAUGUUGUUUAUUUUUAUGGAGCUGUAUUUGUACCAAACAAGAUUUGUAUUGUAACAGAAUUUGCCCAAUUUGGAUCAUUAGAGGAUUUAAUGAAGAAAAAAGAAGAAAGUGAAAUAUCUAUGAAGUUAAGAAUUAGAUUCAUGUUAGAUAGCAUUAAGGGUAUUGAAUAUCUUCACUCGAAUGGAAUAUUACAUAGAGAUAUCAAACCUGGUAAUAUCUUAGUAUUUUCAUUGAAUAUUAUUGAUGACAUAAAUUGUAAAUUAACAGAUUUUGGUUCGUCAAGAAACGUGAAUAUGUUAAUGACUAAUAUGACAUUUACUAAAGCAAUUGGAACACCAAAGUAUAUGGCACCAGAAAUAUUGAAUAAACAACAUUACAAAACAAUGGCUGAUAUUUAUUCAUAUGCAGUAACAAUGUAUGAAUGUUUUAAAUGGGGAAAUGCUUUUGCAUCAAACAUUAAACCUUGGUGUAUUUGUGAUAUGAUUAGCUCAGGAGAACGACCAUCUCUAGAGUGUAUCACUGAUAAAAAUUUACAGUCAUUAAUUCAAGAGUCUUGGGUGCAACAACCUGAUAAAAGACUAAGUCCUUCAGAAAUCAUAAAUAGACUAACAAAAAUCUUGGAACAACCAAACUAA
Messenger RNA from Entamoeba histolytica HM-1:IMSS, 3054 nucleotides. RefSeq names its product tyrosine kinase, putative. Gene Ontology annotation, molecular function: protein kinase activity; ATP binding. The record is from RefSeq and is a predicted model, not a curated record. The transcript has a single exon. NCBI's taxonomy places the organism in Eukaryota, Evosea, Mastigamoebida, Endamoebidae. Gene Ontology annotation, biological process: protein phosphorylation. Bases 1 to 3054 code for a protein of 1017 amino acids.